Messenger RNA from Sporothrix brasiliensis 5110, 6354 nucleotides. RefSeq lists its product as uncharacterized. Lineage: Eukaryota; Fungi; Ascomycota; Sordariomycetes; Ophiostomatales; Ophiostomataceae. Bases 1 to 6354 code for a protein of 2117 amino acids. Gene Ontology annotation, cellular component: fatty acid synthase complex. Gene Ontology annotation, molecular function: fatty acid synthase activity; enoyl-[acyl-carrier-protein] reductase (NADH) activity; [acyl-carrier-protein] S-malonyltransferase activity. Gene Ontology annotation, biological process: long-chain fatty acid biosynthetic process. The transcript has a single exon. The record is from RefSeq and is a predicted model, not a curated record.
AUGUACGGCACCGGCACAGGCCCGCAGACGGGCGUGUCGACCCCGCGCACUUCCAACUCUCUCCGGCCCCUGACCGUGUCCCAUGGCUCGCUCGAGACGUCGUUCCUCGUGCCUACCAACCUGCACUACCACGCUUCCGAGCUGAAAGAGCGCUUCACCGCCAGCUUACCAGCACCCACCGACGAGCUGGCCCAAGAUGACGAGCCUUCGUCCGUCGCCGAGCUCGUGGCCCGCUUCAUGGGCUUCGUGGCCAACGAGGUCGAGGAGGGCGAGGACGACGCCCAGGGCUCGUACGAGGAGGUGCUCAAGCUGAUCCUCAACGAGUUUGAGCGCGCCUACCUGCGCGGCAACGAGGUCCACGUCCUAGCCGCGUCGCUGCCUGGCAUCGACAGCAAGAAGUUGGCUGUCAUUCGUAGCUACUACGCUGCGCGUGCUGUCUCGAACCGCACCAUCCGUCCGCACAUGCCCGCGCUCUUCCGCGCCGCCGAGGACUCCUCGGCAAAUCUCUACAACAUCUUUGGUGGCCAAGGCAACAUCGAGGAGUACUUUGAGGAGCUGCGCGAGCUGUUUGAGACCUACCCCACCUUUGUCGGCGACCUCAUCGUCAACGCCGCCGAGCUGCUGCAGACGCUCUCCAAGCACUCGAGCGCCGACAAGCUGUUCGCCAAGGGCCUCGAUGUCAUGACCUGGCUGCGCCGCCCCGAGACGACGCCCGACACCGACUACCUCGUGUCGGCGCCUGUCAGCUUCCCCCUGAUUGGUCUCGUUCAGCUCGCACACUAUGCCGUCACCUGCAAGGUCCUGGGCAUCCACCCCGGCCUGCUGCGGGAGCGGAUACGUGGCGCGACGGGCCACUCGCAGGGCAUUGUUCUUGCCGCUGUGACCGCUGCGGCCGACUCGUGGGAGUCGUUCACCGAGCUCGCCAAGUCCGCCCUUACCAUUCUGUUCUGGAUCGGCGCGCGCAGCCAGCAGACCUUCCCCCGCACCUCCCUCACACCUUCCAUGCUCCAAGACUCGAUCGACAACGGCGAGGGCGCUCCGACGCCUAUGCUGAGCAUCCGCGACCUGUCCCAGGAGCAGGUCCAGAAGCACAUUGAUGUGACCAACCAGUACCUCCCGGUCGACCGCCACAUCGCCAUCUCCCUCAUCAACAGCCCGCGCAACAUGGUCGUCACCGGCCCGCCCAUCUCCCUCUACGGCCUGAACCUGCAGCUGCGCAAGGUGAAGGCCCCGACUGGCCUGGACCAAACGCGCAUCCCCCACACCGAGCGCAAGGUUCGCUUUGUCAACCGCUUCCUGCCCAUCACCGCGCCCUUCCACAGCCCCUAUCUGGAGAAGGCCACUGCGUUGAUCGACGACGACCUGAGCAAGAUUGAGAUUGACGCGGAUGACCUCGGCAUGGCCGUCUUCGACACCAACACUGGCAAGGACCUGCGCGAGAGCGUCCAGGGCAACAUUGUGCCCACUCUCAUCCGCUUGAUCACCCGUGACCCCGUCAACUGGGAGAAAGCUACUGCUUUCCCCGAGGCGUCCCAUGUCCUGGACUUCGGCCCGGGCGGCAUCUCUGGCCUGGGUAUCCUCACCAGCCGCAACAAGGAGGGCACUGGUGUUCGUGUCAUCUUGGCUGGCGCUGUCAAUGGCACUGUCACCGAGGUCGGCUACAAGCCUGAGCUGUUUGACCGCGACGAGGAGAACGCUGUCAAGUUCGCCAUUGACUGGGUGCGCGAGUACGGUCCCAGGCUGAUCAAGACCAAGAGCGGUCAGACCUACGUCGACACCAAGAUGAGCCGUCUCCUCGGUGUGCCCCCUAUCAUGGUCGCCGGUAUGACGCCGUCGACUGUGCCGUGGGACUUUGUUGCUGCGACCAUGAACGCUGGCUACCACAUUGAGCUCGGCGGUGGUGGCUACUACAACGCCAAGAACAUGACCAACGCGCUGCUGAAUAUCGAGGGGGCCAUCACUGCUGGUCGCGGCAUUACCAUCAACCUCAUCUACGUCAACCCGCGCGCCAUGGGCUGGCAGAUUCCUCUGAUUGGCCGUCUCCGCGCCGAGGGCGUGCCCAUCGAGGGUCUUACUAUUGGUGCUGGUGUUCCUUCCAUCGAGGUCGCCCAGGAGUACAUUGAGACGCUCGGCCUGAAGCACAUUGCCUUCAAGCCCGGCUCGGUCGAGGCCAUCCAGGCCGUCAUCAACAUCGCCAAGGCCAAUCCCAAGUUCCCUGUCAUUCUUCAGUGGACCGGUGGCCGUGGUGGUGGCCAUCACUCCUUCGAGGACUUCCACCAGCCCAUCUUGCAGAUGUACAGCCGCAUCCGCCGCUCGGAGAACAUCAUCCUUGUUGCCGGUAGUGGCUUCGGUGGUGCCGACGACACCUACCCCUACAUCACGGGUGAGUGGUCGAAGAAGUACGGCUAUCCCCCGAUGCCUUAUGAUGGCUGUCUCUUCGGUAGCCGCAUGAUGGUCGCCAAGGAGGCCCACACCAGCAAGAACGCCAAGCAGGCCAUUGUCGACGCCCCCGGCGUCGAGGACAGCGAAUGGGAGAAGACGUACAAAGGCCCGGCCGGGGGUGUCAUUACUGUUCGCUCCGAGAUGGGUGAGCCCAUCCACAAACUGGCCACCCGCGGUGUGCUCUUUUGGGCCGAGAUGGACAAGAAGAUCUUCAGCCUGCCCAAGGAAAAGCGCGUCGCCGAGCUGAAGAAGAACCGCGAGUACAUUAUCAAGAAGCUCAACGACGACUUCCAGAAGGUCUGGUUCGGUCGCAACAAGGCCGGCGACACGGUCGAUCUGGAGGACAUGACCUAUGGUGAGGUGGUCCGCCGCCUGGUCGAGCUGCUCUACGUCAAGCACGAAAAGCGCUGGAUUGACCCCUCGUUCGAGAAGCUGACUGGUGACUUUAUCCACCGUGUCGAGGAGCGUUUCACUACUGGCACCAAGCAGCCGUCGCGCCUGCAGAACUACUCGGACCUGGAUGAGCCGUACUCUGGUGUGGAACGCAUUCUCGAACACUACCCCGAUGCCGAGACCCAGAUCAUCAACGCUCAGGACGUCCAGCACUUCCUCAUGCUGUGCCAGCGCCGUGGCCAGAAGCCAGUGACCUUCGUCCCGGCCCUGGACGAGAACUUUGAGUUCUUCUUCAAGAAGGACUCCCUCUGGCAGUCUGAGGAUCUGGAGGCUGUCAUUGGCCAGGAUGUGGGACGUACCUGUAUUCUGCAGGGCCCCGCUGCCGCCCGCUACUCCAAGGUUGUCGAUGAGCCGAUCAAGUCCAUUCUGGACGGGAUCCACGAGGCCCACAUUGCCGGCCUGACCAAGGAUGUGUACAAGGGCGAUGCGACCCAGAUUCCCACCAUUGAAUACUUUGGUGGCAAGCUUAUCGACACGGAUGUUCCCCUCGACCUGGAGAGCGUGUCUGAGUCGUAUGACGAGCACAAGAACAUCUACCGCCUUGCCUACUCACCCAACAUUCCUCUGCCGGGUGUCGAUGACUGGCUGACGCUGCUUGCCGGCAAGAACCACUCUUGGCGCCACGCUCUCCUGCUGUCGGACGUCCUGGUGCAGGGCAAGAAGUACCAGACGAACCCUAUGAAGCGGGUGUUCGCUCCGGUGCGCGGCUUGUUUGUGGAGAUCCGCAACCCCAACGACCCCGAGAAGACGGAGAUCAUUGUCAAGGAGCAGCCCCGCCAGAACCAGUACAAGGACGUCGUUCACGUCAAGCUGACUGGCAAGAACGAGAUCCAGGUCAACGUCAUCAAGCACUCCACGGCGCUUGGCAAGCCGGUCGACAUGACCCUCAAGUUCAUCUACCACCCCGAGGCUGGCUACGCUCCCAUCCACGAGGUCAUGGAUGACCGCAACGACCGCAUCAAGCAGUUCUACUGGCGCGUGUGGUUCGGCAGCGAGCCGAUCAACCUGGACGCCGAGGUGACUGGCAAGUUUGACGGCGGCAAGGCCGUCAUCACGGGCGAGGACAUCAACGACUUUGUCCACGCCGUCGGCAACACCGGUGAGGCUUUCGUUGAUCGCCCGGGCAAGACAGUCUACGCUCCCAUGGACUUUGCCAUUGUUGUUGGCUGGAAGGCCAUCACCAAGCCCAUCUUCCCGCGCACCAUUGAUGGAGACCUGCUGAAGCUGGUGCAUCUGUCGAAUGAGUUCCGCAUGCUUCCUGGUGCCGAGCCGCUGAAGAAGGGCGAUGUUGUCUCGACGACGGCGCAAAUCAACGCCGUCAUCAACCAGGAGUCGGGCAAGAUGGUCGAAGUGUGUGGCACGAUUGUGCGCGACGGCGAGGCCGUCAUGGAGGUCACCUCGCAGUUCUUGUACCGCGGCGAUUACAAGGACUACGAGAACACCUUCCAGCGCAAGACCGAGACGCCGAUGCAGGUCCACCUGGCGACGACCAAGGACGUCGCUGUCCUGCGCUCCAAGCAGUGGUUCCUUCUGGACGACCAGCAGGACAUUUCCCUGCUGGGCCAGACGCUGACCUUCCGUCUGCAGUCGCUGGUGCGGUUCAAGAACCAGACCGUCUUCAGCCACGUCGAGACGCGCGGUCAGGUCCUUCUGGAGCUGCCGACCAAGGAGGUCGUCCAGGUCGCCAGCAUCGAGUACGAGGCCGGUGUGUCCAACGGCAACCCGGUGAUCGACUACCUCGAGCGCCACGGCUCGUCGAUUGAGCAGCCCAUCAACUUUGAGAACCCGAUCCCGCUGAGCGGCCGCACGCCUCUUCUCCUUCGCGCCCCCGCGUCGAACGAGACGUAUGCUCGCGUGUCGGGCGACUACAACCCCAUUCACGUGUCGCGUGUGUUUGCCAACUACGCCAACCUCCCCGGCACCAUCACGCAUGGCAUGUACUCGAGCGCCGCGGUGCGCAGCCUGGUGGAGACGUGGGCGGCCGAGAACAACAUUGGUCGCGUGCGUAGCUUCCACGCGUCGCUUGUCGGCAUGGUGCUGCCCAACGACGACAUCCACGUCAAGCUGCAGCACGUCGGCAUGAUCAGCGGCCGCAAGAUUAUCAAGGUCGAGGCCAGCAACAAGGAGACGGAGGAGAAGGUGCUCCUGGGCGAGGCCGAGAUCGAGCAGCCGGUCACUGCGUACGUCUUCACGGGCCAGGGCUCGCAGGAGCAGGGCAUGGGCAUGGACCUGUACGGCAGCAGCGAGGUCGCCAAGAACGUGUGGGACCGCGCGGACAAGUACCUGAUGGAGACGUACGGCUUUGCAAUCACCAACAUUGUCAAGAACAACCCCAAGGAGCUCACGAUCCACUUUGGUGGUCCCCGCGGCAAGCUCAUUCGCCAGAACUACAUGGCGAUGACGUUUGAGACGGUGAUGGCCGACGGGUCGAUCAAGUCGGAGCGCAUCUUCAAGGACAUCAACGAGACGACGUCGUCGUACACCUACCGGUCGCCCACGGGUCUGCUGUCGGCGACGCAGUUCACGCAGCCUGCUCUGACCCUCAUGGAGAAGGCCAGCUUCGAGGACAUGAAGGCCAAGGGUCUGGUGCCGCGCGACAGCACAUUUGCCGGCCACUCUCUGGGCGAGUACUCGGCGCUGGCGGCGCUUGCGGACGUCAUGCCGAUCGAGUCUCUCGUGUCGGUCGUGUUCUACCGCGGCUUGACGAUGCAGGUGGCCGUGGAGCGCGACGCGAGCGGGCGCUCCAACUACUCGAUGUGCGCCGUCAACCCCAGCCGCAUCUCCAAGACCUUUAACGAGGAGGCGCUGCGCUUUGUUGUCAACAGCAUUGCCGAGGAGACGGGCUGGCUGCUGGAGAUUGUCAACUUCAACAUUGCCAACAUGCAGUACGUGUGCGCGGGCGACCUGCGCGCGCUCGACACGCUUGCGGGCGUGACCAACUUCCUCAAGGUGCAGAAGAUCGACAUUGACCAGAUGCGCGAGCAGCUCAAGAUCGAGCAGGUGCGCGAGCAUCUCAACGAGAUCAUCCGCGGCUGCGCGCAGGAGACGGAGAAGAAGCCCACGCCGCUGGAGCUGCAGCGCGGCUUCGCGACGAUCCCGCUGCGGGGCAUCGACGUGCCGUUCCACUCGACCUUUUUGCGCAGCGGUGUCAAGCCGUUCCGGUCGUUCCUGCUCAAGAAGAUCAACAAGACGACGAUUGACCCGGCGAAGCUCAUUGGCAAAUACAUUCCCAACGUGACGGCCAAGCCGUUUGCGCUGACCAAGGAGUACUUUGAGGACGUGUACAAGCUGACCAACUCGCCGCGCAUCGGCCACGUGCUGGCGAACUGGGACAAGUACCAGGAGGACGGCGUUGUGAACGGCAUACACGGCACGGAGACCAACGGUGUCGAGAUCAACGGUACGAACGGUACGAACGGUGCCCAGGUCGAGACCGACUCGGACAGCGUCGAGGCAUAG